UAUUACCCUUCGCCGCCUUUUUCUGAUUCUUGCAUCUCAAUCCAUAACAAUCUCUCAGAUCAAGGGUUGCGAUUAAUACCCAAUUUUGUGUUACCUUUUCUGUUUUCGGCGUUCGAUUUCGAUUUUGAAGCCCUAUUUUCGGUUAUUGUUCUCUACUAUUUUCACUUACUCGCCUGAAGAAAAACAUCAGUUUGAAGCUGAGAAAUAAACAUGGCCGGUGGUGCGAAUUUCAUGCAAAGGGUUCUCUCUUACGUCGUAAACGAGGUUGUUGUCAAUGGUCUUGCCAACAGCCCAGCAUUUCAGAGGUUUGCAGUGAGGACAUCAAAAAGAAUUGAAGAUAUCUCUAGCAAAGCUAUUCAGAAGAGGCAGGAGAUAAUUGAGCAGGUCAAGGACAUUUCGGAGGACAUCUCAGAGUCACUCAAGAAGCGGUGAUUAUGGAGUUCUACAUUGCUGAGGUUUAUGGACUUGAGGUUCUCUGUAAAUUUGUUUAGGUUUCUUCCAGUUUGAUUGGUGAACUGAGAACUGGAUUAGGAUUUCAUCUAAUAUUAUUGUUUCUUCCAUUUGAAACUAUUGAAGAUUGAUGGUUUGGACUGUAUUGACAUAGAAAUAUGCAAGAGUUGUAACAGCUGAUUGGGAUUUUUUCCCUCCUUUUUUAUUGCACCCUAGGGCGCAUGCCUAAUAUUAAUAUAAAAUCCAAACCAAAACAAA
This is a messenger RNA of Vigna radiata var. radiata (mung bean), 708 nucleotides long. RefSeq lists its product as uncharacterized. NCBI's taxonomy places the organism in Eukaryota, Viridiplantae, Streptophyta, Magnoliopsida, Fabales, Fabaceae. The transcript has 5 exons. The record is from RefSeq and is a predicted model, not a curated record. Bases 211 to 432 code for a protein of 73 amino acids.